Messenger RNA from Racocetra fulgida, 728 nucleotides. The record is from the annotation of a GenBank genome assembly. NCBI's taxonomy places the organism in Eukaryota, Fungi, Glomeromycota, Glomeromycetes, Diversisporales, Gigasporaceae.
AUGAGUCAUUAUGAUUUAAUUAAUCAAUUUCUUGAUCAUACUUCCAAUACUUACAAUCGGAUCCUAGAAAGUCCAUCCCGUCUCUCAAUUAUUGUAGACCGAUUACGAACUCAAAAUUCAUCUCAGCACUUUGAAUUUUUAUGCCCUUCAGAUCAUGGUCUUGAUGCUAUUCUAGCAAUUCACGAUGUUGAUUAUAUAGAAUAUUUAAAGUCAGCUUAUGAGGAAUGGUGUAAGGAAGGUGGUAAUAGAGAUGGGGUAAUACCGGAAGCAUUUCCUCAUAGUGGGUUUAUUAGUACUAGUCGAGACAAGAUUAAGAACGCCAAAUCAUCACUUGCUAAGGCCGGAUUUUCAAAUAUCAGUGGUGGAAGCUGUUUUCUUAAUAAUGCUGCUAUCGCUGCUAAACUAUUGAUCAAUGAUCUUGAUUCUAAUGGAAAUGCUAGAAAAGUUAUCAUAUUGGAUAUUGACUAUCAUCAUGGAAAUGGAACACAAGACAUUUUUUAUACUCAAUCAAAUCCUUUAUAUGUUUCAUUACAUGCAUCAAAUGAUUAUCCAUGGUUUACUGGUGAAACAACAGAAAUUGGUGAAGGUGAAGGUGAAGGUUAUAAUGUUAAUAUUCCAUUACCAAAAGAAACUAGUGAUGAAGUAUAUUGUAAGAUGUUAGAAAAAGUUAUUAAAGAAAAGAUUGCUUCUUAUGAGGCAUAUUAUCUAAUUGUCUCUCUGGGUGGUAU